GUCAUGGCUCGAUGCAGAAGUUACUUACGAGGACUCGCCAUCUGUGUCACUGUGUUGCUAAUGGCGUCAGGUGUCGUGAUGAUCGGCGUCGGAUUCUCCUCCAUCGACGGCAACAUACCGGUUGCUGUGUUGUUCAACCAGUUGUCCAGUAGCGAUGGUUUACUCGUCCUCCAGGUGUUUGGUCCCAUCACUGUUCUUUUGUCUGUUCUGGGCGUCUGUGCUGCGUCUUUGGACCUGAAACCUCUGCUGCUGGUGUUCUCUGCUCUGAUCUUCGUGGAGUUCGUGGCUCUGAUGGUCGUCGCCUCGCCGCUGGUUCAUGUUCAGUCUCAGAUGGGCGGCGCGGUGGACGAGGUGUUUCUAAACGUGACUCCUCUUCACCGAGCGGAACGUUUCAUCCAGAGUGAGCUGAACAAGCUCCAGGCUUCGGACUCGUGUUGUGGUUUGAGGAGUUUUGCAGACUGGGGCGAUCAACUUCCUGUUUCCUGCCUCUGCUCGCCGACCCCUCCCCCCUCCGACCUGCAGCUGAGCUCUAGUCCAGGUAACUGGAGCUCCAAGGGGUCCUGUGUGAUGGUGGAGCGCGACCUUUACCCUCCGACCCCACAGUCCACUGAUAAGUUAGGGGUUCACUCAGAGCCCUGCGGUCCCAUCCUGAAGAGUUACCUGAGCUUCCCCCUGAAACUCAGGAUCGGAAUCAUUUCAGCGUUUGCCACCAUCGCGAUGGCGGCCAUCGCCCUGUGUCUGGCUCUGGGUCUGGAGGAAUACUGGAAGACGCCUCCGGUAGAAACCACCGUCGAUGACUACAACCGAGUCAAAUACCAACCGAAACCCUCCCUCACCUGACCUCUG
This is a messenger RNA of Limanda limanda (common dab), 846 nucleotides long. Its product is annotated as 23 kDa integral membrane protein-like. Bases 4 to 840 code for a protein of 278 amino acids. The record is from RefSeq and is a predicted model, not a curated record. NCBI's taxonomy places the organism in Eukaryota, Metazoa, Chordata, Actinopteri, Pleuronectiformes, Pleuronectidae. The transcript is spliced from 9 exons. Gene Ontology annotation, cellular component: membrane.